AAAGAUUAUAGUCCGGCGUAUGGUAAAAGCGCGUAUGGUUGUCCAUAAGAAAAUAACCGAUUACUCAGACCAAUGCAACAUACAUGAAAACUCGCGCAAGCGCUAUACUAUAGACAAUAAUAAUCGAAGUAAGAGAUACAGGUAUAUGCGUUCUGCUGAGAAAAUUUCAGUUUUAGUAUUGCGAAAGAUUUCCUAACGCGAUCAUGACAACUAUUAACGAUAAGAUCAACCUAAAUCAUAAUUAUAUAGCUGACAUUAAUUACAGUUUGCAAGUAAAUCGUUGGCUUUUAAAACCAAUUGGUAUUUGGCCAUAUCCUAGGACAUCAUCAACGACAAUUAAAACUUUUUCCUUAAUUUUAUUCCUAACGUGUAUUGGAAUAUUAAUAUUUUCAAUAAUAUCGUGCAUAUUGAAUAUCUUAUUCGAGGAAGAAGAUCCACAAGUGAAAUUGAAAACGAUAGCACCCCUAAGUUAUUGGUCGUUAUCGUUAAUCCGUUAUUGUACACUUUUAAUUAGAUCAAACGAUAUUCGUAGAUGCGUUGAUCGCAUAGAAAUAGAUUGGCAAAUGAUCACAAAAAUCGAGGAACGUGAAACAAUGCUGAAUUGCGUGAAAACUGGCCGUUUUAUCGUAUGCUUCAGUGCAAUUUUUAUGCACGGUGGCAUAUUUGCAUUUAACAUUUUCAAAGGUAUUACACCUGUAAUCGAAUUAGUCGGUAACGACAGUGUUUCCAUUUACCGAUUACCUUAUCCAUUUUAUAAUCAAAUUUGGGAUAUCAGUUAUACCAUGGCAUAUCGAGUUAUACUUUUGUUACAAUUCGUUGUAACGUUCAUUGUUAAUUCCCAAUUUAAUGAAAACGAAUUUGGAACUACUGCUAUAUAUGGUACAAUAUUCGUAUCCGUAGCGUAUAAUAUUUUCAUAUUUUGUUACAUCGGUGAUAUUCUCUCGGAACAGUGCAGAUUGAUUGGUAUAGAAGCAUAUUUAAUCAAUUGGUACAGUCUACCUGGAAAAUCACCUCUAAGUAUAGCACUGAUCAUAUUAAGAUCAUCUCGCGUAACCAAUCUCACUGCUGGAAAAAUUAUUCCCUUGUGUAUGGCAACAUUCAGUAACGUCGUCCAAACAUCAUUUGCAUAUUUAAACAUAUUGCGCAAAGUCGUUAUCUAAACUAAUUAAAAUAAAUUUAACAAUUACAAAUUAGAAGAAACUCACAUGUAUAAUUAAUAACGAAUAAAAACAUAAAGAUGUAAAAAAAAAUGCAUAAAAUUAUAAAAUUGCGUGAAUAAUAAUGCGUAAAUAAAA
Polistes canadensis is the source of this 1295-nucleotide messenger RNA. RefSeq lists its product as uncharacterized. Gene Ontology annotation, molecular function: odorant binding; olfactory receptor activity. Gene Ontology annotation, biological process: detection of chemical stimulus involved in sensory perception of smell; sensory perception of smell. Lineage: Eukaryota; Metazoa; Arthropoda; Insecta; Hymenoptera; Vespidae. The transcript is spliced from 4 exons. The coding region runs from base 204 to 1160 and encodes 318 amino acids. The record is from RefSeq and is a predicted model, not a curated record. Gene Ontology annotation, cellular component: plasma membrane.